AUGGCCAACCAACCGCAACCGUACAAGAUAUCUGUCUCCAAUGACACUCUCAAAGAUCUCCAGCAACGCCUGGCAUUGACCAAAUUCCCCACCCAACUAGAAUCCUCCGAAGAGGAUGAGUGGAAUUUCGGCACCCCAUUGAAAGAACUCCGACGCCUUGUGGAGUAUUGGAAGAAUGGCUUCGACUGGCGCAAGGCAGAGGCCAAGUUGAACGAGCUCCCACAAUAUCAAACGCAGAUCGAGGUGGACGGAUUUGGCCCUUUGAAUAUCCACUAUGUCCAUCAAGUCAGCACGACUAAGAGCGCAAUUCCACUGCUAUUCUGCCAUGGAUGGCCUGGCUCAUUUAUUGAAGUCUCCAAACUACUGCCGCUGCUCAAAGGCGACGAAAACAGCCCCGCAUUUCAUGUCGUGGCUCCCUCGCUGCCCAAUUUUGGCUUCUCUUCAGGAGUGACUCGUCGCGGGUUUGGCCUGCUACAAUAUGCCGAAGUCUUGCACAAACUUAUGAUCAAGCUUGGCUAUGAAAAGUAUGUAACACAAGGAGGCGACUGGGGAUUCUGGAUCACUCGAACCAUUGGCUAUCUAUACCCUGAGCACUGCAAGGCAUCUCACAUCAACAUGGUAUUAGCCAAACCCCCCAGUUUCGCCGAUAACCCCUGGGCAGCGCUACAACACGCCGUCCUGCCGUACAACUCCCGGGAAAAGAAAGGUCUGGAACGGUCUGAAUGGUUCCGGAAAGAAGGCUUCGGUUACAACGCACUGCAAAGCACAAAGCCGCAGACCAUCGGUGCAGCACUAGCAGAUAGUCCCGUUGCCUUGUUAUCAUGGAUCUACGAAAAGCUUCACGACUGGACAGACUCCUACCCCUGGACUGACGACGAGAUCCUCAUUUGGACAUCCAUCUAUUGGUUCUCUGCUGCCGGGCCGGCGGCCAGUGUCCGUAUCUACUAUGAGACUAUACAUCCACAAGGAAACAAGAGUUCCUACGCGCACUUGAUCGAAUACACACCGCAUGUGAAGCUAGGUAUUGCGCAUCUUCCUCGUGAGAUUUCAAUCGUCCCAAAUUCUUGGGCAGCCGGGUUAGGGCCGGUCGUGAGGCAAAGUGAGCAUUCACAUGGAGGUCAUUUUGCUGCUUGGGAAGUCCCUGAGGCUAUUGCCGAGGACCUGCGGGCCAUGUAUAACAAGGAUGGGCCUUGUUACGCAAUCAUCCCAGGAAAAGACGGGUAUUGA
Molecule: messenger RNA, 1227 nt
Organism: Penicillium bovifimosum
Lineage: Eukaryota; Fungi; Ascomycota; Eurotiomycetes; Eurotiales; Aspergillaceae
Product: epoxide hydrolase family protein
Exons: 4
Coding region: 1-1227 (408 amino acids)
Biological process (GO): epoxide metabolic process
Molecular function (GO): epoxide hydrolase activity
Source: RefSeq, a predicted model, not a curated record